AUGGGGCAGAAAUUGAGCUGUGGACAGCAAUCUAAUGAACAUGGAUUGUUUAUUGCAGUCCAAAAUGGUGAGGUUGAAAAAGUUGAAGCUAUGGUUGAUGAAAAUCCAAAUGUGAUUAGACUGAAAACUCUUCGUGGGAAGCUUUCUGCACUUCAUGUAGCUGCUGUUAAUGGCCAGAUCGAGGUUCUGUGUAUGCUUUUGGAUCGCGGAGUUAAUCCAGACAUCUUGAAUCGCCACAAACAGACCCCAUUAAUGUUAGCUGCUAUGCAUGGAAAUGUGUCCUGCGUGGAGAGGCUAAUUCAGCUAGGUGCUAAUAUUUUAAUGUUUGAUUCACUACAUGGAAGAACUUGUUUGCAUUACGCUGCUUACCAUGGCCACUCUGACUGCCUACAAUCUAUUCUUGCAUCCGCUCAUUCGGCUCCUGUUGCUCAAUCUUGGGGAUUUGCGAGAUUUGUGAACAUAAGAGAUGGAAGUGGUGCAACCCCAUUGCAUUUAGCAGCACGUCAUGGUAGACCAGGAUGUGUCCGGAUUCUUCUAAGCAAUGAGGCUCUUGUCUGUGCUUCUAGUGGUGGCUAUGGCCGUCCAGGAAGUACACCACUGCAUUUAGCAGCUCGAGAAGGCUCUUUGGACUGUGUACGUGAGUUACUUGCUUGGGGUGCAGAUCGACUUUAUAGAGAUUCUUCUGGGCGAAUUCCAUACAUAGUUGCUUUGAAGAACAAGCAUGAAGCAUGUGCUGCUCUUUUAAAUCCAUCAUCUCCAGAGCCUUUAACCUGGCCAGCACCUUUAAAGUUCAUUACUGAGCUUGAUGCUGAGGCAAAAGCUUUACUAGAAAAUGCUCUGAUCGAGGCCAACAAAGAUAGAGAGAAGUUGAUAUUGGAAAAAACAGCUGUCUCACAAAUAUCACUUUCGCAUUGUGAUUCUGGCCUCGAGAGUGAUGACUUUGAGGCCAGUGAUUUCGAGCUAUGUUGCAUCUGCUUUGAGCAAGCUUGCACGAUUGAGAUACAAAAGUGCGGUCAUCAGAUGUGUGCUCAUUGCACUCUGGCCUUAUGCUGCCACAAUAAACCCAAUCCAGCUAGCAAUAGUGAGAAGGUUCCUUUAUGCCCCUUUUGCCGGAGUGAUAUCACUCAUUUAGUCGUUGUCCAGAAUAAAAUCGACACUUAUGAAGAGGUAUUAAGUCCCUCGAGGCCAAGAAAAUCAAGAACGUCUUUCAGUCAUGCUGAAGGCGACAGCAGCAGCAGCAGCAGCAGCAACACCAGCUUGAAAGUUUUGUCACCCUUAACCUCAUUUGGUAAGUUGGGUUGUCGCCAUUCAGGCAAAAUCAGUGCUGAACGCAUUGAAGUAUUUGCUAAGCCUUAA
Solanum lycopersicum (tomato) is the source of this 1356-nucleotide messenger RNA. RefSeq names its product Hop-interacting protein THI015. Lineage: Eukaryota; Viridiplantae; Streptophyta; Magnoliopsida; Solanales; Solanaceae. The record is from RefSeq and is marked provisional. Gene Ontology annotation, molecular function: protein binding.